Messenger RNA from Anastrepha ludens (Mexican fruit fly), 2246 nucleotides. RefSeq lists its product as uncharacterized. NCBI's taxonomy places the organism in Eukaryota, Metazoa, Arthropoda, Insecta, Diptera, Tephritidae. Gene Ontology annotation, molecular function: protein binding. Bases 29 to 2143 code for a protein of 704 amino acids. The record is from RefSeq and is a predicted model, not a curated record. The transcript has 3 exons.
ACUAGUCACUUCGCGGUUGUUGUUAAAAAUGUGGCAAAUAUUUUUAUUUGCGCUCCUAAUAGUCACCGCUGACUGCGCCCUCGAUAGGCCACUAUGUCCUGACGGUGGUGAACCGGUGUGCGGCAGAGAUGGUUAUGAAUAUAUUUAUUUCGAUAACGAAUGCAAGCUGGACGUCUACAGUUAUAAGCAACUUUUUGCUGGGAAACCAAAACUCACAAAAGUACCGCUCGAAAAUUGUUUUUCUAAUUGCGAGGGCAUCAUUUGUCCAGCCAUUUAUCAGCCCGUGUGUGCAUUGCAAAUGCCUGCAGGUCCGACAAAAACGGUACCCAACAUCUGUCUGGUGAAUCAACUGAUUUGUGAAACGAAACAACAAUGGAUAAUCGUAAAUUACGGUCCUUGCGCAAAACCAGACCAAAUCACUUACGGCGCCAGUCUAGCCGCUUACUCGCCAUACGCGUCUGACUCUUUAGCUCCUCCCAGCUAUCAACCUGCUCCUGCCCCAGCGCCUUAUGCCGAACCUGCUCUCGCCUACCAACCUUCUACGAGUUACUCAACACCAGUAACUUAUGAUGAUCCUACUCCAGCGUCUGACUAUUUACCUGCUCCCAGCUACCAAUCUUCUCCUUCUGAUUAUGGCUCCGCGCCUUCUCCUGCGCCAGCACCAGCACCUGCACCAGUUCCAGCAUCUUAUGCCAGUCCUGCUCCCGCGUACCAACCUUCUACUGAUUUUUCAAUACCAGUAACUUAUGUUGCACCCACUCCUGCGUCCGAUUAUUUACCUGUUCCCAGCUACCAAUCUUCUCCUUCUGAUUAUGGCUCUGCGCCUCCUCCUGCGCCAGCACCAGCACCAGCACCAGCUUCAUAUACCGACACCGCUCCCGCACGCAAUUAUGUACCUGCUGUCAACUACCAACCAUCUUCUGGUUAUGGACCUGCCCCUGCACCUACACCUGAACCAGCCCCAGCACCUUAUGCGGAUCCUUCUAACAACCAUCAACCUUCUAUUGGUUAUUCCGCGCCAGUAAUUUAUAUUGCUCCAGUUCUCAGCUACCAACCUGCUCCUGGUUAUGAACCUACGAUAGCACCUGCACCAAUUCCUACACCUUCAUCUGGUUAUUCAGGACCAAUAACUUAUGUUGAUCCUGUUCCCGCGCCUGCACCUGAACCUGCGCCUGCUCCAGCUCCAGCACCAACACCAGCACCAGCACCAGUGCCAGUACCCGCAUCGUAUGCAGAUCUUGCUCCCUCCACUGGCUCUUUAUCUGCUUCUAAGUACCAACCUGCUUGUGGUUAUGAACCAGCCCCUGCACCUGCACCUGCACCAACCCCUGCAUCUAACUAUCAACCAUCUAUUGGUUAUGGACCAGCACCAGCACCGGCACCUUCUGCCGAUCCUGCUCCUACCUCUAAGUAUCAAACUUCGUCUGACUAUGCACCUGCGCCUGCACCUGCCCCAGCAUCGUAUGUUGAGCCUGCUCCUGCUCCAGCUCCAGCUCCUUACACUUCCUCAUCUACCGGGCAAGCUUCUGCUUCUGCUUCUGCUUCUGAAUUUUACUCAGCUUUAGAUGAAGCACCAGCUGCAUCUUGCGACUCAGAUGCGGUUCCCAACUCGUACGCUUAUCCAGCACCUGCACCAGCUCCUAGUCCGUCUCCUUACCCCGUGCCGUAUGUAACACCAGAUCGAAUCAUGUCCUCGUAUGACCCUACUGGCCAAAUUGCAUCUCCUUUUGGCUUCGCAGCUCCUGCUGCAGCUCCAACACCUGCAUUAUAUUCUUACUCAACACCAGCUUCCUAUAGACCUAAAAAUAUAUACGCAGCACAGGUCCCAAAUACUUACUCAGCCCUUAAUCAAAUGCCCUCAUCAGAACCAUACCAAUAUCAAUUAACGACUGUCAUACCCUCGGCGCCUCAAAUCAAAGACUUACUCAAUUAUCUAUUUAAAUCGCCACCGCCCGAAGAGAAUGCACCAUACCUAGCCGCUUUAAUUGCGAAGUGGAUGGAAUACAGUCCGAAGCAGCCACAGUUACCAGCAUCGCCGACUGAAAUGUCUGAAUCGCAAUCCAUACCUUUUUACUAUCAGCCGACUUAUACUUUUAUCGAGUACCACGGCUCGAAAAAGCCACGCGCCUACACGUACAACUAAUUUCUAAAAAUUUCACUGAAAUUUUAAUUUAAUUAAGUAUGUGAAUGUUGUGUGUGAUUGUGUACCUGUAACUUAUAAGAAUUCCCGACCCAUUGAAAUUGUA